AUGUACAAGUGGCCCAACGGCUUCACACUCCGAGGUGUCUUCUAUAAUGACUAUAUCAUGGAUAACUCUGCUCUUGAACUCACAGCUGCCAAAGGAGAAAAUUGGAAAGGCAAACUUUCUGAAUCACAACAAUUAGAGCUAUCUCCACUGGACUUUAACAAACUAGAUGACAAGAUGUCUUCGGAGAAUCUGCAUAAGUUUACCGUGUAUGUAUUGGAGAUGAUAGAUUUCAAAGACGACAUUGAUUGUGCGAUCCCAGCGGACAUUCUUGACGACUUUACUUGCGUAGAAGAUGCUCAAUUCCAACAGCAAUACCGACGAGAGCGAACCUCUAGCACAGAGGCUAAGGUGAUCAAGGAGGAAGCCGAAGCCUUCUCCGCGGUAGAAAGAGCCAUUAAAGAUAGUUUUCGAAGGAUAAAGAAGCUAGAUCACAUCCUCGAACAGACUGUGCGAAGAGAAGAGGUGCGUUGUAGCCUUCUUCAGUUGCCCGAGAAGGUGAAUCUUUGA
Molecule: messenger RNA, 507 nt
Organism: Dibothriocephalus latus
Lineage: Eukaryota; Metazoa; Platyhelminthes; Cestoda; Diphyllobothriidea; Diphyllobothriidae
Source: the annotation of a GenBank genome assembly